AUGCCUUCUUAUAUUUCACUGGCUCUUUUCUUUUUCGCAAUCGCCAUAGCAACAGCCAUGGCUAAGGAAUACGAAGUAGGAGGCCAUGUUGGUUGGCGUAUCCCGGCUUCCAAUGAAACAGAACUCUACAAUGUUUGGGCUUCAAGACGAAGUUUUCAUGUUGGCGAUUCUCUUAGGUUCCGUUAUUCUACUGAGUCGGUGGUGAUGGUUGAUAAAUUUGGCUAUUAUCACUGUGAUUCAACCCAUCCGAUAGCGUAUUUUAAUGAUGGAAAUACACUUGUGAAGCUUGAUAAACUUGGAACAGUUUAUUUCAUAAGUGGGAAUUGGGAACGUUGUAUUAAAGGACAAUCGAUGUUGUUGGAUGUGGUUGAUGUUCAUCAGCAUCAUCGCCACCGCCACCUUCCAGCAUCAAUAGCUUAUGCGCCACAAAAUCCUUACUAUGAUAUGUCACCUUCACCUUCUCAGGUUGCUGGUGGCUCGGGUACUUCAGAUUCUGGGUCACUGCUUUUGGCUCAUGCUUCAUUCAAGGCUUUUCUUGGUGCAGCAUUAGUUUUGGUUAUUAUUUACAGUUAUUAA
Erigeron canadensis is the source of this 576-nucleotide messenger RNA. Its product is annotated as stellacyanin-like. The record is from RefSeq and is a predicted model, not a curated record. Lineage: Eukaryota; Viridiplantae; Streptophyta; Magnoliopsida; Asterales; Asteraceae. The transcript has 2 exons. The coding region runs from base 1 to 576 and encodes 191 amino acids. Gene Ontology annotation, cellular component: plasma membrane. Gene Ontology annotation, molecular function: electron transfer activity.